GAGAGGAGGGCCAGAGUGGGAUCCUGGGCUCAACGGGCAAAAUGGCGGAGCGCUGAUUGCUUUUUCAAAUCCCGGGUCAGGCGAGAGCGAUGAAGACGGUGACCAUGGAGGCUGGGAUGGGUCCGAUGCCGGUGCCCCGUGCAGAACUGAAGCUGGUCCGACUGUUGAGCCGGUGCGAGGCGAUGGCGGCCGAUAAACGAAAUCCGGACGAGUGGCGGUUGGAGAAGUACGUAGCUGCUCUGGAGGAGAUGUUGCUCACAUUGAAGAAACACUCCAGCAAACCAGCUCCUGAAGUACUGAAUGAAUAUUCUCGUAAGGUGGAUUUUUUAAAGGGCUUGCUAGAAGCAGAGAAAUUGUCAUCCUCUUCUGAGAAGGCAUUGGCAAAUCAGUUUCUGGCUCCUGGGAGAACUCCUACCACUGCCAAAGAGCGGACCCCAGCAACAAAAACCGUGCAUCUACAGACCAAGGCCCGCUUUAUGGGCGAGAUGAGGAAUGAGCUGCUUGAUAUGGAAGAGAAAAAUUUAAGAAAACGCAUUACUCCAGUUCCUGAUGAGAAGCAGUCAGCUGCUGAACUGGAUGCAGUCCUGCAGCACCAUCACACCAUCCAGGAGAAGUUAGCUGAAGAGAUGUUGCACCUGGCACGCAAUCUCAAGAACAACACUCUUGUGGCACAGAAUGUGAUCAAGCAAGAUAACCAGACCUUGACGCAGUCACUCAAGCUGGCUGACCAUAACUUUGAGAAACUGAAGAAUGAAUCAGAUCGCCUGGAACAGCAUGCCAAGAAAUCUGUCAACUGGCUUCUGUGGCUAAUGUUGAUCGUUGUCUGUUUCAUUUUCAUCAGCAUGAUCCUGUUCAUCAGAAUCUUCCCAAAACUAAGAUGAUUCCUGGGCUGGUGUCAGCAGCAGCAGCAGCCUGGCACCUUAUCUUCUUCAUUUAACCCAUCAAACCUUGCUGGGCUUUUGUAACUUGGUGAAAAUGCUCAAUGGGAGAAUAAUUUGGUUGCAACAAGUUCAUAGAAUCUAAGCUGAAAUGUUUUCCUCCUGCUUGAAAGACUGAAUAGGAAAGCUUCUGCAUUGUUAUAGCAGGAUUAAGCAAUUUAUGGGAUUUAUGCAACAACCCCAGAAGUUCCUGUUUUUAUGGCCUACAGCCCCCAAAGGGGUGGCACCAUAUUUUAAAUAACAAAAGCUAAAGGGAGGGGGGGAAGCAAUAGAAGUGGAGCUUCUGAAUUUAACAUAUCUAUUUAGAAGCAAAUAAUCCUGUAAGGAAUGUGGUGACCCACUGUGGGGGCAAAAUAGUAACAAAUCUUUUGGUUAGCAAAAGUUUUCCAUUCCUGAAUUACAAUGCAACAAAGGCUUCUCCUUGCUGCUGGUGAGAAGCAGAGUUAGGUGAAUUGAAAAUAGAAGGUCACUUCACCUACUGUGGUUGGGGUGCGGGGAGGGGUUGAAAGAGAAAAAGAUAAUACUUAGCUGUUCUUAAUGACUUUUCUUUCACAGAUCAGUCUCUACAAUAUUGUUUUGAUCAUUGGGUUCACUGACAAACAACCCUGGGCUAUAGACGCUUUCCCAAUUUUCUUUGCUUUGGAAUGCUGAAAUACUCCUUCAUGAAUAUAUUUGCUAGUCCCCCCUGCUUCUGGGGACUAUGUCUUUGUGGGAGAUGGUUACAUUUCUAGGGAGACGUUCAUGACAGAUUGGCAGUUAAGUGACCUUGAAGAAUGAAAAGGUGGCACUGUUAAGUCUUUGGAAUCAGUGCUGCUUGAUGGAGGGCCUCCACAAAUUUGGAUGUUGAGGCAAUAUAAGGCUGAGGGCAUCCCCUUUUUUCAUUUGAUAUAUUAACUGAGAGGAGACUGUAAGGGAAGAAUUCAGAUUUACCAAUUGAAGGUAGAUUGGGCCUCAUCUAAACAUAGAUGUACGUUUGAGAAUGAAUUCAUGGUCGUCUGGACUGUGGAUGUUAUUCCUUUGCACAUUCCAAAAAAAUGGUAGAGCAAAGAAGUGGGUGAGUGGAGGUAUUUUAUGGGCAUUUUUCAUUAACAACCAUCCUGAAAGUACCGCACCAGCAGUGUGGUUAAUAAUCUGUAGGAAACAGCAACUCCCCCCCAAUUGGGCCUCAGCAUUUUAACUUGGCAUUUACCCAACAGAAGGGAUGGGCACAAAAAAGUGCAAUCCCUUCAGGGAGAGGAGUGUCGCUGCCUUUGCUGCUCACACAGAAGCUGCUACUGCUGUUGUGCUGUAAUUUCUGAGCCUGUUCCCCCAUUUCCUACCCCCUACCUCCCCAGUUAAGAAGUGCUGACUUGGAGUCGGCUCAUUAAGCUGUAGAUGAGGCUGGCAGUUAACCCGAACUGCCUGUAUGCUUGUUGCAUUGUCAACUUCCAUGUCACAACUUGCACGUUAUAAAUUGUUGUAACUCUGAUGUAUUCUCUUGCAAGUUGCCUGCAAGAGGCUCUUUGCGGUAAAGGCUGAGCCUUGUAAACCUUGAGAAGAGAGCUUUGCUACUUUCCUAGUGUCAUAAACAUAUGGUAAGAUCAUGGAAAUGUCAAGCUGCUGGAUCAGAAUGCAACUUUUGGCCUUCGCUAAGAUAAAAGAACCUGACACAAGACCAAAUCUUGGUCCACUGCAGUUGGGUAGCCAAUAAAUUUAAAUUAACAAAAGCCUGUAUUGGAUCAGCACUUUUCUAGGGCAAUAUUUUCCACGUAGCUAUUUUAAGAGGUGUGGACUUCAACUCCCAGUAUACCACAGCCAGCAAUGUACCCAUCCCUUCUGCUGUGUAAAAGCUGGCUGGGUUAUUCUGGGAGUUGAAGUCCACACCUCUUAAAAUGGCUAAGAUUAGAAACGGUGCCCUAGGCCUGCAGAAGAGAGGUCAGUCACCAUCACCUAUCGGGAACUGAUCAUGAAACCUACAUGCCCCCAUGUGCUCUACUGCUGUGUGAUGAUUUUCCAGAACUUUGUUUGCUUUGGCAAUUUGGCUUCUGCCAUUUCCAUUUUUGCUAUUACUAUCACAAUAGAGGAUCUGAUAUUUCCUGUCUAAGCCAAAGAAGCUUGGAAAGAUUUUCCUUAUAUAAUCUGCCAAGGAUCUCCAUGCUUCCUGCUGCUUCCUAUCAGUAGCUAGGAAGGGUAAAGUUGGAAGAUGAUGCAGAUGUGUACGUGUUUCCAGGUUCAGUACUUGCCAGGAGAUUUGGGGAACAGGGGAACAUUACGUUCCAAGCUUUCAGUUAUAGAACUGGUGACAAACAAGGAUAUCCUUUGGUUUAGGGAGUUAGAUUUAGAAAGUGGAUGUCAGAUAUAAUACAAAACUGGAACAUCAAUAUUGCUAUAUCUUUCCGGAAGUAUCCUUGCCCCAAUACUGAAAGAACGUCAGUGUUUGGAAAGUCCACCCAUCAUGUAUCAUUAUCUUGAAUUGAGAUUAUUUGUGGGAAUCCAACUGAUCUCCCCAGAUUUAAUCUGGUGAUUUUGCACCAUGGUUGUAAAAGUGACAUUUGUUGACUCUUAACCCUGCAACAGGCAAAAGGAUGGCAAUGAAAGUUUUGCAUAUAUCAAGAUUCCUGAUUUAAGUGGGUGAAGUCAGGCAUUCAAUAAGAAACAAAAAUCUCUUAUGUUGAUGUGGGAAACAGCAAUAAAUCAAAAGAAAAAGAAAAGAGGGAAAUCUCAAAAGCACCUUGUUGCUUGCAUGAUUUAGUAGUUGUACUAAAAAAAAAAAUGAAAUCGCCCUAACCAAGGGGAAAUUUUAGUUGUUAUUAAACGAGGGUGGGCCUGGCAUGGGAAUUGCCUUCUUCCCUCCUUACUGCCAAGACAGCCCAUUACAUCUGGCCUCAUGGGACUUAACAGCAAUGAAAUGAAUCAGUUUCAUGCAUAAAUUCAAUUGUUACUGGCUCCAAACCAUUGUAUAGUGUGUUAUCUUGAAAACUGUGCAAUAGUUGUUUUGUGUGGUUUUAGUCACAGUGGGAAUGGCUGACAGUGUCAAAUCUCAAGGGUGGUGGUCAGCUUGAUGUAUAAUGGGAGGUUUUAGAAAAGAGGGCAAGAAAUCUUAUCGUGGAAAUUCAGGUAUCAUGAUACUUGGACUGAUUCCUGGACUCUAAGCACGUUGACACAAAUAUGUUAUUUCUCAUGUGCUAAGUUUUCUAGGGAAUUGGGAUGGCUUGCAGCUCAUUAUUAAAGCUAGCCUCAAUUCAUGCUAUAAGAAACAAGAAAAAUUAAACCCAUCUAAAUGAUAUUCCUUGUUGUAGAAUCAGAGUUGAAAGUAAAAGCUGCUCAACAGUGUAACUAAAAAUGGCAGGGCCCCUUUUAUUGUGUAUGUUCAGACAGAUUAGAUAGCUAUUUGUUGGGAAUACCUGAUUUCGGAUUCCUGUACUAAGGCAGGGGGCGGGGACUUGAUUGCCUAAAUGACUGCCAAUUCUGAUUUUAUUAAUCAUUUGUCCAUUGAAUCCAACUCAAGAAUCCAAAUUGAAGCAAUUUGGCUUUCUAGUCUUUGCUUUAGUCAGUAAACCACUUUCCGCAAUUGUCUAGUGUUACUAUUGAACUGCUUUUUUUCUAAGAUUUAUUCAAAAUAUUAACAAAUAUGUCCUGGUCCUGGGAUGAUGGGUCAGGUCUCCUAUCUUGGAGUCCUAUAAUUGUUGCUCUGAGUAUUUAAAAUUAAGUACUGAGGUGCACAUUCCACUCUUUUCAGCUUUAAUUUCCCUUAAAAUUCAUUGUGAUUUUGUCUACAUUUUCCAUAUGGAAUUUUAAAAAAAGGAUUAUUGCUGUUUUCCUUCACCCACUAAAAAAAAUUACAGUAUCAAGGCAAAUUAGGAAUUUCCUGGAUGAAGUAAGUUUGGCAGAAUUUGCUCCCAACAGAUAUCAGCAUAAAGGAAACAUUUUAUCACACUUUAAAAGAUCUGCCACUUACUCAAGAGUAAAAAUCAUCACAUGUUCUUCAUUGGACAGGCAAUACCUUUUUCUAAUUCUUCUGUUUAUUAUAAACUUGUAUAUUUCAGCUGCUAGUUUCUGCUACAGUUAUUAUUUUGAAAUUCAUGUUAUUUCGCGUACUCUGAACAUUAUUGAAUAGUCAAAUAAAAGCUGUAAACUCUG
Molecule: messenger RNA, 5057 nt
Organism: Pantherophis guttatus
Lineage: Eukaryota; Metazoa; Chordata; Lepidosauria; Squamata; Colubridae
Gene: USE1
Product: unconventional SNARE in the ER 1
Biological process (GO): retrograde vesicle-mediated transport, Golgi to endoplasmic reticulum
Cellular component (GO): endoplasmic reticulum; SNARE complex
Molecular function (GO): SNAP receptor activity
Source: RefSeq, a predicted model, not a curated record